Molecule: messenger RNA, 1283 nt
Organism: Thlaspi arvense
Lineage: Eukaryota; Viridiplantae; Streptophyta; Magnoliopsida; Brassicales; Brassicaceae
Source: the annotation of a GenBank genome assembly
UUUCCCAACGCCUUCCCUUCUCUUUUUAUUCCAAACAGUGGGCGAAAAUUUUCAAAAACCCCUUGAAACAAAACACUGCAGAAUAUAAACAUUUUACAUGGUUGUUGAAUCUUCAUCAAUGGCAACAAAGCUUGGAAAAGACGAAGAUGUUGAGGUUGAGCUUGAGCUAUGCCUUUCUCUCGGAGGUCCUUUCAAGAAAACAGAGAAAGCUAAACCAAUGAACGGAAAUUUUAACGCCGUUAGAUGCGCGAAUGAUGUUGGCUGUGAUAUUAACGGCGGAACGACGAAGCGUGAGAUUAAUGCGACGAGGAGAAAGGAAACACGGAAGAAGCUAGAAGCGAGGCAGCAGCAGAGAAGCGGAGGAGAAGGAGUUUGCAAAAGGAUCAGAACAGAAUGCAACGGAAUCCUUAACGGAGUUGAUCACGGCGUGAACUUGGACCUGAGUUUUAGUAAAAUGGGAAACGGGUACGGGUACGGGUCGGGUCAAUAUGAGGAAAACGGUAAAACUGUACAUAUCGGGUCACCCAUUUGCACCUCCUCCGACGUAUCCGACCCCUACAGCUCGUCUCGCGAAGAAGGUGGAAGUUGCGACUUUGGGGAAAAUUCUGGCCAAACCAAACCGGUUAAAUCUCCGGUUAACAGCAUUCAGACCGGUACAGAGGCAACCGUGCGGAGCACAGACGGUCCAAAUGAAGCAGUGGUAGUGAAGAACCAAGAAUGGUCCAAAUCUGCUGCAGUCGAAGAGACUGGAAAGCCUCCAAAACCGGGUCCCAACGGUAACGGUGAUGGAGUUAACGGCAGUUUGCUUCCGUUUGCUCGGAUGCCGUGCGUGACUAGUACGGGUAACGGACCCGAGGGCAAAACUGUAAACGGGUUUUUGUAUAGGUACUCACAAUCAGAGAUCAGUAUAAUCUGCGUUUGCCACGGAACGUCUUUUUCGCCGGCCGAGUUCGUCAUUCACGCCGGUGGGACACAUGUCACGCACCCGUUAAGGCAUAUAACGGUUGUUCCGUCAACGUUUUAAAACGAUUCCGUUUCGUUAACCUUGUUUCAUAGUUUUGUGUAUAUAUUAUUAGCUGAUGAACUUUUUGAGUUCAAAUGGACUCCAUUGGUGGUGAAUUAAUGGUGAGAUCUUAGCUUUUGCUUUUCAUUUUCUGGCAAUAAUUUUCAAUUGAUUUAACACAUUUGUUUUUUUUUUAAUUCCAUAAAACUAAUUUAGCACCUAAAACGUUGCAUUGCCUUGCCUUGUUAAGUAAGGCACGUGUAAAGUGAAGAAUUGCGAG